Molecule: messenger RNA, 252 nt
Organism: Otolemur garnettii (small-eared galago)
Lineage: Eukaryota; Metazoa; Chordata; Mammalia; Primates; Galagidae
Product: cytochrome c oxidase assembly factor 6 homolog
Exons: 2
Coding region: 1-252 (83 amino acids)
Biological process (GO): respiratory chain complex IV assembly
Cellular component (GO): respiratory chain complex IV; mitochondrion
Source: RefSeq, a predicted model, not a curated record
AUGGCAGCCCCAUCUAUGAAGGAAAGGCAGGUUUGCUGGGAAGCCCAGGAUGAGUACUGGAAGCGUUUAGAUGAGAACACAGAGGAUGCUUCUCAAUGUAAGAAGUUAAGACGAUCAUUUGGAUCAAACUGUCCCCAACAGUGGAUAAAAUAUUUUGAUAAAAGAAGAGACUACUUGGCUCGAGACUACUUAAAAUUCAAAGAAUUUGAAGCAGGAAAAUUCCAGCCUUCAAAAACAACUGCAAAAUCCUAG